AUGUCCGAGCUCUGGUCGUCGAAGUUCUUGCCCAUCGUUCUCCAUCAAUUGGCUCAUAACAAAGCCAUCAUAUGGAAGCUGACUCUUAUUUUCAUCAGUUGCUUGUGUCUCGUGCGGAAUGGCAGGAUAUGUGCCGCUAAUAUACCAAAGUUCAGUGCUGUUGAAGGCGUCUCCCACGAUCGGCAGAUUCAACGGGUAGUGCAGGCUUUCGAAGAUGUAGUGCUGUUGGCAAGAGUGGCUACGGCAACGUUUGGCCCGUGCGAGGAAAUCUUCCUUCGCUACUUUUCAGCCCCUGGAAGCGACAUUCGUCAAACAGGUCUUCCAGAUAAUUGCAAACAUGCCCCUCAACCGGGAGCUGGACGGCCAGAAUCCAAAAUUCGAUCAGUUGGAAAUUGCAUUCGGGAGCCAUCCCGCCCUUCCAGAAAACAAGCAAGUGUCCCAAAAGGUGAAGGGGGAACCACCGCCGCGUUUGCCUUCAUAGAUCCUCGCGUCCUUGGUGAUAUUGCACUCGUGUCCAUGUGCGACGAAGCUUUUGAGUAUCCGUCACCCGAGGAAACAGCGAAUCCUCCAAGUUCAGUCAAAGCCCCAGAAAGCAACCCUGAGCCAGGCUACACUUGCGACGGCCUCGGUGAUGACGACAGUGAUUGGAUGACCUCUCCAGGUGGCAUUCUUUUGCACGAGCUCCUGCAUUGGACCUUUCUCUUGGACGAUAUUACCGGGUUUUCGGAUAUAAUUGAUGAGAACGACGACGAGUUCCCACAAAUAGUUGACCUUUGGGGACCCGACCCACCCGAUGGAUAUGGACCAUUUCAUGUGAUGCAGCUCAGAACUCAGGGCGCGUACAUUGCCAUACAGAAUGCCGACACGUAUCGCUGCUAUGCUCAGUCCAAAUACUGGACUUGGAAGUGUGGAAAGUCGUUUGGACGGGCGCAGAGUGACGAAGAUAAUACUAGAGGAGCUGGUAUCCGGAUCAUUCAAGAUGAUCCCGAGACAGAAGAGUGA
Fonsecaea pedrosoi CBS 271.37 is the source of this 1002-nucleotide messenger RNA. RefSeq lists its product as uncharacterized. Gene Ontology annotation, molecular function: metallopeptidase activity. The transcript has 3 exons. Bases 1 to 1002 code for a protein of 333 amino acids. The record is from RefSeq and is a predicted model, not a curated record. NCBI's taxonomy places the organism in Eukaryota, Fungi, Ascomycota, Eurotiomycetes, Chaetothyriales, Herpotrichiellaceae.